Pseudoliparis swirei is the source of this 1177-nucleotide messenger RNA. It is a transcript of the gene stk32a, whose product is annotated as serine/threonine kinase 32A. Gene Ontology annotation, biological process: G protein-coupled receptor signaling pathway; regulation of signal transduction; protein phosphorylation. Lineage: Eukaryota; Metazoa; Chordata; Actinopteri; Perciformes; Liparidae. The coding region runs from base 670 to 1107 and encodes 145 amino acids. The record is from RefSeq and is a predicted model, not a curated record. Gene Ontology annotation, molecular function: G protein-coupled receptor binding; ATP binding; G protein-coupled receptor kinase activity. The transcript has 6 exons.
CCCCCCCCCCCCUACCCGGUUUCUACACCGUCUCUGCUCCUCCUGCUCCUCCAGAAGGGGGUUCGCGCUGCACUCCGUCGUCACGUCUCUCGCUGUGGUUCGGUUCUCCGGUGGUCGGUGUUGUCCCGGUGUUGUCCCGGUGUUGUCCCGGUGGUGUCCCGGUGUCCCGGUGGUGUCAGUGAGCUGCGCUGUUGCUCCUGUCGCGUCGCGUCUCUGCAGCAAACCGAGCUGGAGAUGGUCCCGGUCCUGACUCACCGGAGGCGUUCAACGGUUGGACUCAUCACAGGGUCACACACCCAGAAGACUUCCUCCUCCUGCCUGGCGACAGCCCGCGAGCAUCUCACCGGCAUGAAGACGGCAGGGAAACCUACACCGUAGUCCUGAGAGUGUGAGAGAGAGAGAGAGAGAGAGAGAGAGAGAGAGAGAGAGAGAGAGAGAGUGAGAGAGAGAGUGUGUGUGUCAAGUGGAGAGUUAGGAGGAGGACCGGACCCGUUUCAAGUCAGCAAAACCGAGCCAGCUGCUGCGUAUGCGUGCGUCAGGGAUAAGCAGUCCAGUGUGUGUGUGAGUGUGUGUGUGUGUGUGUGUGUGUGAGGGGCUGGGUGGACCAGGCUAUGAGUCUCAGAGGGAGAGGCAUAAAGGAGCCGACCAGGAGCAUCUGAGGGAGCAGCGAUGGGGCUCGGACAGUCCAGCAAGGCGGCGGUCAGCGAGGACACGGACGAGGUGAACUUCGACCACUUCCAGAUCCUCAGGGCCAUCGGGAAGGGAAGCUUCGGGAAAGUGUGCAUCGUGCAGAAGAAGGACACCAAGAAGAUGUACGCCAUGAAGUACAUGAACAAGCUGAAGUGUGUGGAGAGGAACGAGGUGAGGAACGUCCUGAAGGAGCAGCAGAUCAUGCAGAACCUGGAGCAUCCGUUCCUGGUCAACUUCUGGUACUCGUUCCAGGACGAGGAGGACAUGUUCAUGGUGGUGGACCUGCUGCUGGGGGGAGACCUGCGCUACCACCUGCAGCAGAACGUCCACUUCUCAGAGAGCACCGUGCGGCUGUACGUCUGCGAGCUGGCGCUGGCGCUGGGGUACCUGCGCAGCAAGCGCAUCCUGCACAGCUGAGCAUCAGGGAGUUCCUCUGUGAGGACGGCCACCUCCAGGCUGGGUUUGGGAAGCCAGAAGCUCGACUCAG